AUGCCCUUCUACACUACCUUCGAGCCUAGCUUCGACUACGCCUUCCCCGCCCAGCCCCGCUACACCUACUCUCCCUUCUACGCGGAGCCCACCCACCACUACCCCUUCCACACUCGCACCCCCACCCCUACCCGACAGCCCGUUUACGAGUCCGACUCUGGACUCGACGAUGAAGAACAAGCCGUCCUCGCCCAGCUCGCCGCCAUCCGCCAGAAGCGCGAGCAGCUCAAAGCCACUCAAGCUCGCGAAGCCGCUCGUGCUGCUAAGGCCAAAGCUCAGCGCGAGGCGAUGAUCAAGGCUGAACUUGCCCAGGCGCUUGUGAGGGAGCAAGAGAAGAAGAGGAAGCAAGAGGAAGAUAGGAAGCGGGAGGAGGAGAAGGAGAGGCGAGCUAUUUUUUCCCGUGCUAUGGAGCUGGCAAACGUGCAGCGAGAGAAAGAGGGACUCGUGCAGGCCGAGGGUCGCAAGAGGCAACAGAACGGGGCUAUCAAGUCUGAUUCCCCAAGCCACGCCGACAUCAACAACAUACUAAGUGCCCUCUUCGGUAUCAACCUGGCUCCCUCUGACGAAGAGGAGGAGGGAGAGUCCGAGCACGAGGAUGCGGAGGUUUCAGUACCCAUCCUCAGCCCUCAGUGUACCUCUGCUGCCUGCUGCAAGUCAGAGAAACCCACUAACACCGACAACGAGGCUGUUGUCAAGUCUCAACUCGCUCAGGCUAUCGCCAGGAAAGAAGAGAUCGAGCAAGAGCAGGAGAGAAAGAGAAAGCAAGACGAAGAGAAGCAGGAAGAGGAGAGGAAACAACAGGAUGAUGUGAGGCGACGAGCAUCGUCCCAGGCUAUGGAGAAGAAGGCCCAGAGAGAGAAGGAGCGAUUGGCUCGAGCUCAGGCCAAGAACAGGCAACCCGCACACAAUGAAGACCUCCAAAACCUACUGAAAGCAUUCUUCGGUGUCAACCCUCCCACCUCCGAUGACUCUGAGCAAUCGGAUGUCGAAUUUGAAGCGUCUGAGGCUCCUCGUCCCCAGCGCCGGGCCGCUCCUGUAAAGUCCACAAACGCCCCUGCGCCCAAAGCUCCUGCCGCCCCUCAACCCGAGGCAACAGCCUCCACAGCUGCUCCCGAGCCUUCCGAGACCCUGUCCCCUGCAUUCACCAUCCUUCGCGACAUGGACACCCAACUCUCCCAACUCAAAUCCUCUUUCACCUUCCCCUCCCACCUCUCCUUCGCCCACUCCACCCCAAACGGCCAAACCCCUCCCCUGUUAUUCAACCGCACCAACGCCCCCUACCAUGCACAAACCAACGCUCUCCUCCAGCUUCUGCUCCAUGCUGACACAGUCAUCUCGGAAGGACAGCCGGAAGUGAGAAAGGCGAGAAAGGAGAUGGUGAAGAAGGUUGAGGCGGAGAUCAGGAAGAUGGAAGAAAAGAGGGAUGAGAUCUGGGAGGAGGUUAGGAUCAGAAGAGAGAGUGGGGAAGAGGCGGAGCCGGAUGAAGACGAGGAGAGGUCUUGGAGCGACUGUUCGUCAGUAGUAAAGAAGCAAUAG
This is a messenger RNA of Cryptococcus wingfieldii CBS 7118, 1536 nucleotides long. RefSeq lists its product as hypothetical. Bases 1 to 1536 code for a protein of 511 amino acids. Lineage: Eukaryota; Fungi; Basidiomycota; Tremellomycetes; Tremellales; Cryptococcaceae. Gene Ontology annotation, molecular function: protein-folding chaperone binding. The transcript has 3 exons. The record is from RefSeq and is a predicted model, not a curated record.